AUGGCAUCGUCCAUAGAUUCCUGGAUUGCUCCUUUGAUUGAAAAGUGUCUUUCUGUCCGGUGGAAGGCCUCUGAGGUGGAAGAUGAUGGAAGUAAUCUUCGAUUCGUCAAUGUCCCUCAGCAAAUCGCCCUAAUCAACGGCUGGGCUACAGGCGAUAAAACACCCACCCUUAAUGUGACCGAUUUCCGUACCCAGAUCGAUGCGAUUCUUAGCAGAGACUCCAUUGAAACAUUCAAGCGAGAAUGUCCCAAUCGCUCGUUCGACAAGGACACGGUCAGAGGACUUUACCUCAAGCUAUUGGAUUUUGAAGUGGUUUUCGAAUACUCCAUCUCUCAGCCUAAGCUUCACCUCUAUGUCACGCGUUUUGAAGUCGCACCCGAUGAACGCCCAUUCAAAGGACCACCGCAAGGCAAAGGUAUCAAAAGGACCCAGUCUCUACAAAAGUUUAUGCGAAAGGUUUUCAGUGAGAUUAAAUCCCGGGAGAGAAACCAGGAUACCCUGGUAGAUACGUCUAGUCUGAAUCAGCCCCCCCAGACACAAGCCAAUGGGGUUUCCCAUGUGGAUGAUACCCAGGAUUUUCUAGCGUCCCAGGUCCAACCAAUGUUCCAUGCUCCUAGGCCCUCGACCGGCUCUAAAAACUCAGAGAAUGGUUCAACUUCUUCGAACAAGCUUCUAGGACUUCUAGAAUCCAACUCCAAAUCUACUGAUCCAAGAUUAGCGACGAGUCACUCACUAAAAGCUACCUCAACAUCUACUAGUCGUGCACGCUCGAUUGAAACCGAAAGAUCGGGGCAGGCUCAUAGCAACGAGCCCAUGACUGCUGUCAGUGAUACUCGAGGCAUGAGCAUGGAAAAUAUGCGCAAGUCUACGCCUACUCUUGCCUCUCAGUCAGUAGCUAUGGAUGAGAGCCCUGGUGCCGCCAAUGCGGCUCGUCAACCCAGUAUGGAUGAGCGUGAGCAGCCAAGUUCGCAACCUCGUAAACCAGACGACAGCAAUAAACGCUCCGCAGAAGUCGCCGAGAGCGUAAAGGAUAAUAGACAUUCGAAGUCGCCAUUGAGCGAACCUGAAAAGAAUACGGCUGAUAAAACAACCUCUGGCACAAAACGAUCCCCCAACCUUCAAGAAUCCAGGAACAAGGACCCGUGGGAUGGUAUGACAAAGAUUCACAGGCGAGAUGUUACCAUACCAAAAAAUCAAGCAGCCUUGUUUGAGCAGCACAACUUGCGUUGGGUUCCCCCUGCUACAGGAGACAUAAUGCCCCAUGGCCAUGUGCCUCCACCUCUUCUAGAGCAAUGGAACGAUAUCGCCUACCAACGAAGUCGGUUGUCUAAAGCGGAAGAAUGGAAAGCUGCUGUCACCCAAUCGGUCGAACAGGUCGACUCGCACGAGCCCUCGCCGGACGCUAGCAGCUCUUCGUCCGAGUCGGAUUCAGAUGGCCCAUAUUCAUGGGAUGGCUCUCCGGAACGGGAUGUUCGCCCUCGGCAGCAAUUACCAGCUGAUAGUAGUCCAGCAGAGCGACGUCCCCCGAGGGUAGUAGUCGCGCAAGCGGGUAGAGGCAAGGAUAGUCUCCAGUCGAAUCCUGAUGCUCAGCGAGAACAGGACCCGCCACGAGACAAUCAGAACGCUCAGGAGCAUGGAAACGUCAAUGGAGUAACCACUGCCACCGAGACACAGCCGUUGGACGUCGAAGAUGCUGCCCAGGAUCGCCAGCCGGUCUCUGAUGAAGAAAGCGAUGAUUCAAUGAUGGACACAUCCGUCCCUUGUCCACUCGGGGCUCCUGGAUCGCAGCAAAGCUACUUUCACAGCCAGUCGGAAGUUGAAUUUACCAGCUCAGGGCCAUCUCUCCCCGCACAUCAUGAACAAGUACAGGUGGUGGAAACCCCUGCCGGCCACUUUAAUCGCCACCAGCCUGCGAACGCGAACAAGGACAAAGCCGGUCCAGUCGCUUCUUCUGAACGAAUAACAACAACCCCCCAGGCCAAGUCUUCCUCUCAGUCGCGCGUUCUGAAUACGUACGCCAGCAACCUACCCGGCACACAAGACACCCAGGGGUUUUCAAACGCUCCCCAGGGAAGUGGUUUCCAUGAAGUUGACAUUAUGGCGACACAACUAAGCAAUGGUAGCUGGCAACCUCAGAACGCGUCUCCGCACCUGAACAUGGCUGUACCCGCUUCGACGUCCCAAUCAGACGGGUCGUCGAAACCGUUCUCAUCUCACAACGAAGUGCUUUCUUCCAACCCGUCAGGUGAAAGUGCAGAAAACGCAUCGGACAUUCCCAAUUCCGCACAGGACCCGCCCGUUGAGCAUACCACUAAAUUGCCACUGAAGCGCUUUGCGUCGGAGCUCGAUGUCGAAGAGCAGUCUCCGGCUAAGCGACACCAUCCUGUCCAACAAGCCCGAGUGAUCAAAGAGCCAACACCCAGCGUGAUAUUUCGUCGACAAAGUUACAUUGGCGGCUCUAGCAACCAUGUGGAGGCGCAAAGAAUUUAUGAAAAAUUCCGCAGCGACUAUCCACUCUAUGCCGGAGACUUUCUGCAUUUUACGGAGUUAUGCUUCAAACUGCGGGCCAUCCGAGCCAAAGGAGACUUGAAGAGGUCUUUUCUGUGGGAUGAUUUUGUCAUCCAACAUUUAAAAGAAUACCAACAGCACGUUGAGCAGACGCAGUCCCAGGACGCAAAGUCACAAGAAUACGAAGAGUAUUUUGCGUCUAAUUUCUCCAGGCCGUCAUUCAAAAAGCGAAGUCUUACGGCGGAUGGGAUCGAAGUAGCCGCUUCUCAAUACAUGCCUGCAGGCCAGACAGACGCGGCAGCGAGCCCUGCCAAGCCUCAGAUGGGCACUUCCUUUACGGGAAGUCUUGCGGACAAAUUUUCGAAUCUCCAAGCACAUUCGUUCGGGCCUUCGACUCAAGGUCUGCAAUCCGAUACCGACGACGAGAAGAUGUCUGCUACAAUGUCUUCACCUACUCCGUACGAAAGGACCAAAUGGUACACUCCUGAUGAAAAUCUAUCAGAUCGCGGGGACCGAGAGGACAUUCAGGCAACAAAUCCUGAGGUUGCCGAACGCGAGCAAGAUACGGAACAUGAUGUCGCUCAUGAAGUUGAAGGCGCUGGGGCUGCCGAGGUGGUUGGAGUUGAAACCAAUUCGAAUGCGCAUCCCCAGGACGUUGAGAUGGCUGAAGUUGAAGUGGCUACAGGUGCCAAAGACGGCCACGAGGAGCAAGAGGUCACCGUUGAAAGCAUUGAAGUUGAAAUCCUUGAAGCCGAUGCGAAAAGUCCUGGCAUGAAUGAAGAUGACCAGCGCCGCAAGGAUGUCGAAAUGACCGAGGUAGCCGAUGAGGCUGAAGAAACUCGGAAUGUCGAAACUGCUGCUGAAGUCACCAACACUUCCCAGGCUGUAGAGAUACAUCGAGAUGCGGAGGAGUCUAAGACCGUCGAAAUAGCCGAGGCGGCCAAUGUCAGCCACAAUACCAAGAGUGGCGAGGUCACUCCGGAUGUUGAAGACACUACGGCCUCCAAAUACUCUCGGGAAAACACUGACGAUGCCGAGGAUACCGAUGCAUCUGGAGUAGCUGAGGUCAUUGACGAAGCCGACGUGAUCCAGGAGACUCAGGAAUACGAGAAUACAGACGAGUCUGACCAGGAGGAUGAUUUUAUGGAUGAGACGCAUGAGACGGCCAGUAUCGAACUCGGCGACAGUGGACUUGCAACAGGCGUGAGGGUCUCUGAAGCUCCUGAGGAGUAUGAAUUACUUGAGAUACCUGCCUCUGAUGUCGGAGCGGAGGCUCAGGCAGAGGCAGAGGCCGAACCAGAAAUCGAACCGGAGGGUGAACAUGACACCCAGCCUGGUAAUGAAACCGAGGCCAAAAGCAUCAACGAAGGCUGGUUCCGAUCCCUUCGACACAUAUACAAACGACCAGCGGGUCCGGUAUGGUCUGACGACUAUAACACGCCUUUCAAAAAAUGGGCGCGGGCCGACCAAAACGUGCUCAAGGAGCGUCAGCGCCGCGGAGGUGCGCAUAUCCCCGUGGACGAGAAGGGAGUGAUCCAACGGUUUAAAUAUUAG
Molecule: messenger RNA, 4062 nt
Organism: Aspergillus melleus
Lineage: Eukaryota; Fungi; Ascomycota; Eurotiomycetes; Eurotiales; Aspergillaceae
Exons: 2
Coding region: 1-4062 (1353 amino acids)
Source: RefSeq, a predicted model, not a curated record